Messenger RNA from Entrophospora candida, 348 nucleotides. Lineage: Eukaryota; Fungi; Glomeromycota; Glomeromycetes; Entrophosporales; Entrophosporaceae. The record is from the annotation of a GenBank genome assembly.
AUGAGAAAAUCAAAAGAUUGUUCUCGAUUCGAUGUUAUGAGUAAUUGUAUAUUUACCGGAACUGCUAAAAAAAGAGGUCCCCGUAAUGGAAAUGUUGAAGUGAUCAAUAGCCCUGCUCGUCGAAUUCAAAUUUUGAAAAGAGAUCCUAAUUUACGUAAUAAGAUCGAACAGAUGUUAGCGAAUAAUAGUAAUAAUCAUCACGAUGAUGAUUUUAUUCAACGUAAGAGGAUCUCGUCUAGUCCUCCUAAUAAUAAUGAAAAUAUAAAUCAUCUUGAUGAAGUGAACCUACAUAUUGUUGAAACCUCUAAAAGAGAUGGUAAAUAUCUGAUUGGUUGUUUCUUUUAUUAG